Culicoides brevitarsis is the source of this 2218-nucleotide messenger RNA. Its product is annotated as putative lipid scramblase CLPTM1. Gene Ontology annotation, cellular component: membrane; endomembrane system. The transcript has 4 exons. The record is from RefSeq and is a predicted model, not a curated record. Bases 129 to 2000 code for a protein of 623 amino acids. NCBI's taxonomy places the organism in Eukaryota, Metazoa, Arthropoda, Insecta, Diptera, Ceratopogonidae.
AUAACCGUUGUCAUCACGAGUAAUUUUUUUAGUUCUCAUUUCAAAAUUCAUUCUUUUUUUGAGGAGGAGAAACUUGCGAUUUUACCAAAACCAUCAAUUCAUGAUAAAUCAGAAGCAACAGCGAAGCAAUGUCUGAAGCAGAAAAUGCGGGAGCUGCUGUGGCAGAAUCCGCCGCAACGCAAAACGGAGAUGUAGCUGCUGCUGGAGCGCCUCCAAUUGAUCGUCAACCCACACGAAUGGAGUCUUUUUUUGCCGUGACGAAGUCUUUAAUCGUGAGAGCUCUUGUGAUUUAUUUUAUUUCUUCGUUUUUCCGAAGACCUCAAACGAAUACGACUCCCUCGAAUGAUGUAGCGCCCGGCGGGUCGAACGUUGCUGCCUUCAAUUACUUCGAAAAUGGGACUUUGUACGACUUGCACGUUUAUUUGUCGGAAAACAGCGAGAUGAAUUGGAAAGAUCCGGGCACUCUGGUGUGGUUCGAGGAAGCUUUGACGUAUGGCGAUUGGUAUGCGGGCAAAAAUGGCGACGGAAUUUACACAAAAUCGCACAAAUUCAAGCCGAGUCAGCAACUACAGCGCAACGGAUCGAUUUAUUUGUACACGUACGUCACAAAAACGGGAAAAUCUCCCGAUCCGUAUUCCGGGGAGCAAUUCGCAGGGCGAUAUGUGUCGAUGACGACGCGCCAACUGAACAAAUUCAAGAAGAUUCGUUACCAAAAAACGGUAAAUUUGCUCACGGGCGACACAGAACGCAGUGCCGAGGAACAAAGGAAGGCUGAACUCAUGAAUUCCGAAAUUGUUUCGCACUGGCAUCCGAAUUUAACGAUAAAUAUUGUCUUCGAUUACACGCAAUGGACUCGCGGAAGAGUUCCUGCGCCUUUGGAUGAAUUUGUGCACUUUAUGCCGGGCGGUGCGACAUAUUUGCCAAUUCUCUUCCUGAACGACUACUGGAACAUGCAACGAGAUUACAUGCCAAUUAACGAAACUGUCGAAGAAUUGGAGCUUCAGUUGACAUUCCAGCCUCUUUCGUUGUUCAAAUGGCAACUUUACGCCGCGCAACAGAUGAAACAUCAAUGGGGCGGCGGUAUUUUCGGCGAUGCUUUCGCCCAAGACGAAACAGAUGGCGAUCAGGAUUCGCUAAAAGAAACUUUGCUGGACACCAAUCCGUAUUUGUUGGGACUUACGAUGGCAGUUUCGAUCCUGCACAGCGUUUUUGAGCUGCUUGCCUUCAAAAAUGACAUCCAAUUUUGGAAAAAUCGCAAAUCUUUGGAAGGUCUUUCGGUGCGAAGUGUCUUUUUCAACGUUUUUCAAUCACUCAUCGUGCUGCUUUACGUCUUGGAUAACGAAACAAAUUUCAUGAUAAAGAUCAGUUGCUUCGUGGGACUCGCCAUCGAGCUGUGGAAAAUCAAAAAAGUCGUAAAUGUUUCGUUUCACGAGACGGAAAAAAUUUUCGGUGUCUUUCCAAAAGUCAUUUUCACCGAUAAGGGAUCGUACGUGGAGUCAAGUACGCGACAAUACGACAAUCUAGCGUUCAAGUAUCUCGGGUGGUUGUGUUUCCCGCUGCUCAUUGGGUACACCGUUUAUUCGCUCAUUUAUUUGGAGCACAAAGGCUGGUAUUCCUUCAUACUUAACAUGUUGUAUGGAUUUUUGUUGACUUUUGGAUUUAUUAUGAUGACGCCGCAGUUGUUUAUCAACUACAAGCUCAAAUCUGUUGCUCAUUUGCCAUGGAGAAUGAUGAGUUAUAAAUUCUUGAACACAUUUAUCGAUGACAUUUUUGCGUUUGUGAUCAAGAUGCCGACCAUGUAUCGUCUCGGAUGCUUCAGAGAUGACAUCGUCUUCUUCAUUUUCCUGUACCAAAGAUGGAUCUACAAAGUUGACUCGAAGCGUGUUAACGAAUUCGGUUUCUCCGAAGAAAUGUUACAAAAUAAGGACCAAGCACUCGUUGAGCAAUCACAGGAAGGCGACGCCGCCGCCAAAUCUCCCACAGAAAAGAAGGAAGAUUAAAAUUUAGAGUUAAUUUUUUUUUGUUAUCACCAUUUGUAUUUAAAUUUGACGAGAUUCACCCAAAAAGAAAAAGAGAAAAAAAAUGUAUCGUAGUGUUGUUGACGUAACUUCGUAAAAUAAUUCGAACAAAGCAAAAAAAAAAUAUAUUAAUAUAUUGAAUGUAAACCGUAAAAAUAAUUGAAAAAAAAAAUAAAUAGAGAAAGACAGAUAGAUAUUAG